AUGUCGUUCCAACUAGAGCAGCUGUAUCGCAAAGAGAUGCACCCAGUGAAUGAGGUCAAAAUACAAAACGGUAUUUUUACUACCGAAAGAACUGUCGCUCAGAUAUGGGACAUGAAUGUAUUAGGCUUCCAAGACGAAGUAUAUGAUGAUGCUACUCUCAAACCUCGACUUGCUACCAUGGAAAUGUUCUGGGACACACCUGAUAAGACAAAGGAAUUAUGGGAUGAAUGUCGCAAAUUUGUUCUUGUAACUACAUUUGGAGACCCUACCACUGCUCGGCGCGCUCUACAACUUCGCAGGAAUAGCCUGGACCGUAUUGUCGAUGUUGGCAAGUUUAAUCGAUCUCAAUCAAAUAGGCUCUUUACUACUUGGCUACCAUUCAUCUCAACCUACCUUCAAUACGAUGAGGAUGAUACAACCCCUACACAUCUAAAUAUCGUCUUUCGAUCUCUAAAGAACAGCAAUUCGCUAAUUUGCUCCAUGAGGAUACACCUUGCAUCUCUAGACUGCUUUGUGUUUAUGAGUGCAACCCAACCGAGUGAUACCAAAGAUAUUCGGUCACGUUGUAUAGCCAAUAUCGAUCUGUUGAGAGUCCAUCCUCUGUAUUUCCUGUCUAUUGUCUAUGAAAACCGAUACGAGCGAUGGACCACCUGGAUUGCUAAGAUAUGGAAUCAAGUCGCCUUAAUAGAGACAGUGACAAACAUGACGCACCCAGAUUGGAGAGCAGGUUCCAUUCAGUCGCAUGAAGUACAGUUGAUGUCGACUGUCGAGAGUUUUCUUCAUCAACUCCAUGCCACUAAUCUUGAGUUAUGUCACAGCAGCACGGUCUUAGCAUAUGCAUUCAGGUUCGGAAAUCGUUGCCUGGAGAUCAUCAAUGAGACGGAUGACCUACGGAAAGGUCUUGGAAUGUCUUCUCCUUCCCCACGUCAAAGCUCAGAACUGAAAGAUAGUUUCAACGCCAUUUUGGAGCGGCUGGCUCCUUUGUCAGAUCGCAUAUCUGAACUGAAGCAAAGGCUUUCCAGUCAGAUCACUGCGAAAGAUAGCAGGGUUAAUUUAGCUAUUGCCGGGCUACAAGCCAACGAUAGCAGAACGCUGAAGGGUAUUGCAAUAUUGACAUUGUUAUUUUUGCCUUCAACAUUGGUCGCUUUUCACAUUCUGAUCGAUCAAUGUCAGACUCUAUGGACCACAAACCUCUUCGAGUUCCAAGGAGACACCAACUGGAAGGUGUAUAUCACUAUAACGGCUGUCCUCACGUUUCUUGUCAUCACCUGCUCAUGGCUCUACACUCGUAUCUUUCAACGACGAGACAAUGUCCGUUGGACACGCUUUGCGGCAUAUGAUCUUGGCUUUCAUUCGAACAGUAGGCCUCAUAUAUAG
This is a messenger RNA of Fusarium venenatum, 1377 nucleotides long. The record is from RefSeq and is a predicted model, not a curated record. Lineage: Eukaryota; Fungi; Ascomycota; Sordariomycetes; Hypocreales; Nectriaceae.